This is a messenger RNA of Wasmannia auropunctata (little fire ant), 4066 nucleotides long. RefSeq lists its product as uncharacterized. The transcript is spliced from 5 exons. The record is from RefSeq and is a predicted model, not a curated record. Lineage: Eukaryota; Metazoa; Arthropoda; Insecta; Hymenoptera; Formicidae. The coding region runs from base 54 to 1823 and encodes 589 amino acids.
CACAUUUGGAAGCCCGCGUCGCGACGGACAGGCUGAUCGUCACCUCCGAAAAGAUGAUGGGAUUCACCAGAAGUUACCUCGUGAGCCUGUUCCUCUACGUCUGCGUUGUCAACGAGAUUCGUCAGCCUGCGGUGACAUGCCAGGGCGAAGAAGGCAGCCAAUGCAUACCAAAGAAGAUCUUUCUGGCGUUGCUGCGUUUACCGGAAGUCAGCUCGAAUCUGGCGGCGUACUCGAGGACGGCGAGGAUAAUUCAGGAGACGAAGGACCAUAACGACAUGGCUCAUCUGAAGGCUCUCGGUUCCGAGGAGAACGACGACGCUGAGAUCUGCAUACCCGGCGGUGUCUACCUGGAGCUCUUCAAGGAUCCGGCGUUACGUGGACAUCUCAGCGUCAUGGCGCGCACUCACAAGCUGCCCGAAUUUCCCGGACGUAUUCUGGACAAUGAGGAGAUCGAUUCGCGGGACCUGAUCCCCGAAUCGGAAAAACGCAGCGUCGCUACUUUGGCCAAGAACGGCGAUCUACCGGUUACCACACACGAGCGCGAAGAUGACGACGAGGAUGACGAUGAGAAGAGGAGCAUCCUUUCUAGUGACAAUGUGGACGAGCUGAUUAAUGGACGCGUGUUAACGGAUGACGACAACCGCCGACGAGCGCUCGGGAUUUAUGACUACCUGGCCGAACUGGACCCGGAAGUGGCGGAGUAUCCGUUAGACAAACGUAACGUCGGCUCCCUGGCGCGGGACUUCGCAUUGCCCACCGGCAGGCGUCACAUCGGCUCGGUGGCUCGCGAUUACGGUUUCCCGAGCGGAAAGAGGAACAUCGGUUCUCUGGCCAGACAGAGCACGCUGCCUUUGGGCGGCAAGAGAAACGUCGCUUCUUUGGCGAGAGACUCCAUGCUGCCGCAGACCGGUAAGAGAAACGUCGCCGCUCUGGCCAGGGAUUCCGCUCUGCCCUAUGGUAAGCGAUAUCUCGCCUCGCUGGUCCGAAACGGCGGCUAUCCGGUCCGCGUAGACGACGAGAGCGGCAAGCGUAGCAUCGCCUCGUUGGCCAGGAACGCCGACUGGCCCAGUUACAUGAAGCGAGGCGGCACCGCUCCACACAGGGUGAUCUUCCUGCCGUGGGUGCUAAACCGUCAGGGGAGAUCCCUGAAGGACGAUCACGAGACGCGCAGCGAGCCCUUGGACCUACAGCAGCUCAUCAGACACGACAAUGGGAACGAUGCCAAGGCGAGCGUUGCCGGCAACUGGCCGGCAUCCUUCAGCGUCUCGGAGAAUCUGGACGUGAACAGGGGGAAGAACAGGUCUAACAGGAGGAUCGACGCCGCGACUUCGCAAACGAGACACAAACGACAGAUCGACUUUUCCGACGAGUAUCCGCUGCCCGUCGUGCAGAACACCAACAUGCUCGAUUACGAGGACAUGAUCGAGGCACUCGCCGAUCAUUACCCGAACGCGGAGAAGAGGUUCAUGGGUUCCGCGCCGGAGGUGCCGGCCGACUCGGGCUACCCUGAAGUGUUGCAACCGAGUAAGAGACAUAUCGGGGCCCUCGCACGCCUCGGCUGGCUUCCGUCGUUCCGUGCAUCACGAUUCUCUCGGUCACCGCGAUAUCUGGUCGAAAGGGAGGAUCCCGCAGAUGGGUCCUCGUCCAACUACACCCCCAACGCGUCGACUCGGUCGCUAAGACCGAUCAUCAUCCCGAAAACCCGCUACCUGCAGGCCCUGCACGGAGAUUGUCGACAUGGCUUCAAGAGGUUCCUGUUACCGGACAUCGAUAACUUCCUGCGGACGUCGAACUCGCGCGUGAUCGCGUCCCGUUCUAUGUAAAAGCACAUCCUUGCCUCGCUGUACUCGUCCAGGGCGGCGACGUCACAUACAAAUUACGUUACAUUUGGACUCACGCGUUUUAACUCAGCGAAUCGUAAGGGGAGUGAGGGGAAAUGGAUGUAAAUAUUCGGAUCUUGUGAUCUGACGUUCUUCCUUACUGGCCACUGAUCAUCCCUUGUCAACGGUAGAUAUCUACGAAUAUAUAAUAUAUACCUCGAUUAUUAAUGAUCUUUCAAAUAAUAAUCUAAGCGUAUAAUAAAAAUAACAAUAUAGCAAAAAGUUACUGUAAAAAAGAGAAUCAGUUAAUCGAAAUUAAAAAAGGUGAAACGGUAACGGAAGUGAGGAAGUCCGUCACGCAAUUUAAUCAGCGACUGGUCCACAGAUUCAUAUUGAGAAGAAUUGAUCUUGUCGCAAGAUCCGUCGAUGGACAAUAAGCUUACUGCUCACCGACAAUAAUAGUUUCACGUAAUCCUAAUGUGACGCCUUAAAUGUGCCGUCUGUAUCGAACAGAUUUUAAAUCGUUAUGCAAAAAGCGUACAUCAGGAAAGGUAACAGAUUUUUCUCGCUCAAAAAUAAAAAAAGUAAGAUUUUCUGGAUGUUUAUGUAAAGGACUUCGUCCUCGAUAGGCUCUAAAUUUACGAAUUUCUUUAAAUACGCAUAUAUGUUUCUCUUGAUACUUGUACGUCGAUAUUCUUAAUGUCGGUGUAUGGCAGACGUAUCUGCUGACUUUUAUAAUUCGUAAUCUUUCGAAGCAAGGCGAGAAAUAUCCUUGAUCAACUUAAAUAUUAAUAACAAUAAUUUUAUAACAACAAUCGAUUGGCUCAUGGUUUGCAAUUUAGCAUUGGUCUUCGAUUAUUAAGUUAAUAUUGAAAUUAUUGAUGAAUCACUUUUGGACGAUUCAAGCAAUACCUCGCAACUCUUUCCCUUUUUGUUGCGUCGUUCGCGACGAUAUGAACGAAGAGGGGACGAGAGGCUAAUUUAGCCGUUAAUUUAACGAUAAAUCAUUGCCAGAUCGAAAUAUUUUAUUCCGCGUUCGAUUUCCCAUUUAAAUAAGCACAAUCGCUGUAGAAGCUAUACGUUGCUUUGAUAAUUAUUAUUUAGCCCGGACUUCACCGAUAAAUCACUGCGAGAUCGAAAUAUUUUACGCUCUCGGCGGCCGUGGCGAACCGUAAGAUCGUAAAAAAAGAGGAUAAAGAAAUUCGCGUGCUUUAAUUCGGCGACUGUUACUUAGCGAAAGCCAAGUGAAUUGCCGUCGAACAAAGUGUUAAAAAAAAUUAUAUAAUAACUGUAAUAAGACAUUUACUCCCCAGAUAUUUCUCACCAUGUUACGAUUAAUACUUUUCCCCGUCGUGUGAUUUUAGGUAGUUGUGGUGUUAAGAGUCCCAGAUGCAACGAAUAUAAUCAUUACAUUUGUUAUUUGCUUGAAAAACGUAUUCGCUUAAACCAUAUCAAGUAUGACUUCAUUGAUAGAAUGAAGCAAUUUCUAAUUCUUUUUACAAUUUUGAAGUUUACCUAGAAAAGGAUUUAUGGAAAAUAUAAAGUGUAUAUUAAUUACAUGCAUGUAUUUAAUAACAAUUUCCAAAUUUUUACACAUGGCAUUAUUGCAUAAAUGUUUUUUUUAUGAUAAAUUCAAUUAAAAGAAUGUUGCACAGAAGCGUUCAAAGAUUUUAAAACAGGAAACAAGGAAAGUGGCACGCAUUUUUCAUGUAGCAAACUUAAAUAAAGAGCAUCACUUCGCGAUGCCCAUCCUUGUUUCUCGUCUACGAAUAUUGUCUCGUUGUUAUUAUCGUUAUUUUCUCGAAAUCCUAUAAUUACAGCCGUGAGAAUCUCGAUCGUCCGCACACACGUAAGAUCGACGAAGCCAGAAAAUAAUCUCCGUGAGCGUAGUAACAUGUACGAUGUAAAUGCCAGAUUUAGUGCUCAGGGAGCUUGCGAGCUCUCGAUGGCGAUAACGCGAAAUUCGGUUUCAUCCUAGUCUCCAUUGUAUCUCAUUUAAAUAUUGUUAGAAAUCGUCGUUGUGUAACAUGUAUGUGGUAUUGCACGUAUACAAUCGAAAUACGCUCGAUGUCGCGGCAUCAUCGGUCUAUCAUUGCUGUGGAUGACAUAUAAGUCUCUGUCGACUUCUCUUUAACUUUACGACUUAAAGUACUAUGUGUUUGUCUAGACAAUAAUGGAUAACCGAAGUGACAAUAAAACGAUAAUAAUAUUGAAGUAAUAAACACGAAUUUCAUUCCGCAAAUGAA